Messenger RNA from Papaver somniferum (opium poppy), 1106 nucleotides. RefSeq lists its product as uncharacterized. The transcript has 4 exons. The record is from RefSeq and is a predicted model, not a curated record. Lineage: Eukaryota; Viridiplantae; Streptophyta; Magnoliopsida; Ranunculales; Papaveraceae. The coding region runs from base 1 to 837 and encodes 278 amino acids.
AUGAGAUUUAAUACUGAUUUAUUCCCAUUUUAUCCUCACACCUCCUUAAUAGUAACUUCUAAUUCCCUGUACACCAGGAAAGGGCAGAAUCAGUCUUUUCAUAUCCCCAUACCCAAAGACAAUGACACAUUGUACAUUUGUUGCAACGUCAUAUUCUUUUUGCUGUUCAAAAGCGGUUACUACCAACCAAACUUGAUAACUUGGGUUUCUUACCUGCAACAAACAACAGAAACACAGAGAGGAGCUAGAGAGAAACAAGGGACUUUAGAUCAUAACAAGAAGAUCAAAAAUCUCUUUCAGAUUGUCAAAUUCAUCGGUACAGAAACUCAAAGUAAUGCAACUAAGAUGAAACCCAAUCAAGAUGGAUCUUCUUCCUCUUCUUCUAAACAAAAAUCUGUUGCCACCAUAACAAAAUCCGAGACAAGUGAGAUACCAACAUCAAGCUCAUCUAAAAUUAAAUCCACUACUACAACUACUGUGAAGGUGAAACCAAGGAAAGUUUAUAGUUUGCCUGGUCAAAAGCAUGAUCCACCAGAAGAGAGAGAACCUUUACGGAUAUUCUACGAGUCGUUAUUCGAACAGAUACCUUCAAGCAACAUGGCAGAGUUUUGGAUGAUGGAGCAUGGACUAUUAUCUCCAGAGCGAGCUAAGCGGGCAUAUGAGAAAAAGCAAAAAAUCAAGCAACAACAGAAAACGGGAACUCCCAUCAAAUCUCAGUCGGUGCCUUCAGAUAGAGCAGAAAGCUCCUCGCAACGACAACAAGGCAAGAAAAGAAUUGCCAGCGGAAGUGAUGAUGACGAGGAAUUCACAGGGAAGAACAAGAAAGGAAAAGGGUAAUAACCAAAUAAUUUUUUUCCCCUUCAGAACACUGUAAACCCAUCUCAUUUGAGCAUGUUAGCAAAACAAAGUCGGGCUUACAUUCCUACUUAGUGCAGCUGAUCAAAUGUCGAAGGCGCGGAUACUUAGAUAGGCCUAGCCAAUAAAGGGAAAAUAUAACAAUGUGAUAGGCAUUGGUUGUUCCCUACACUCUUUCUAUUUCCUGUUUCAUGUUAAGUUAUCAUCAAAUAAAAGCUGGGAAGAAGAAAUAAUCAAAGCAGUUCUAUACA